AUGUUUAUAUUAAAUUCUGAUUUCAAAAACAUUCAAAACAUCAGAAUAUUUAACAAAUUUCAACUUUAUUUUAACGAACAUUUAUCAAAUAAUUAUGUUUCUGCCCCAGAAACAACUUCAACAAUAAAUAAUUGUUCUUCAACAUCGCCUACUUCAUUAAUAUUUUCUUCUACAGCCUCCCAACAACCUUCAAAUAAUACAGUUAUAUCUUCAAAUAAUUGUUAUUCUGAUACAGAAAUACCCUCAACAAAUAAUAAUAUUUCAUUUUUAUUACCAGAAGAAAUGGGGAGUCCAAAGCAACAACAGUUGCAACAGCAACAACAACAACAACAGCGCUUACCUCCAACAACUUCAAUAAAAAAAGAAUCUAUAACAACAUCAAUAGCAACGACAACAAAUGCUUCUUCUUCUUCUGUUCCCCAAUUUUCCCCUACUUCAAAUAUUGAAAAUGAAAGAAAUUUAAAUUUGGCACAACAAAAAAUUGUUGAUCAAUUACUUGAAGCGGGAGGAAUAUUUAAUUCUUUAGAAAAUAAUUUGGGUGGAGGAAAUGAUGAAUUGGGGCAAUUAAUGGCACAAUUAAUUAGUGGAAGCAAUAAUAGAAAUGAAACAGAAUUGCAAGCAGCACAGUUAGCUCAACAUUUAGUGGCUGCUACAACUGGAGGAAGUGGUGGUGGUGGUGAUGUUUUGAUAUACUCUUAA
Meloidogyne enterolobii is the source of this 699-nucleotide messenger RNA. Lineage: Eukaryota; Metazoa; Nematoda; Chromadorea; Rhabditida; Meloidogynidae. The record is from the annotation of a GenBank genome assembly.